AUGACCUCCAGCAUCAUGGUAAUUCCCUGGAGAAUCUUCAUCUGUUUCUAUUACUCUAUCAGGUUACUUUCUUCUGUUGCUCUGUGUUCCCCUAGCUCUAGGGAUGAGGUAGUGUCUGAGAGGAUCCCUGAGCUGUUGCUUGUUCCUGAGGAUGAGCCCCCUGAGCUACCUCCAGUGUUGCUAUUGCCACCAAGUGUGAGAAAUGGCUAUGCCCUCUUGCCACCCCUUCUCAAGGUGCUGUCUGACCAGAGACCUCACAGUUGGGAAGAUGAGGCCCCAAGACUCCAACCAGAUGCCAGAGCCCUGAGAUAUAUGAAGCGGCUAUAUAAGAUGUCUGCCACAAAAGAAGGGAUCCCAAAAGCCAACAAAAAUCACCUCUACAACACUGUCUGGCUCCUCACUCCAUUUGCUGAGUGCAAGCACUACCCCAAGGACCAAAUAAAAGAAGACCUUCGCUCAGUGGAUCUGCUUUUCAAUCUGGAUCGUGUUACUGCGCUGGAGCAUUUACUCAAGUCUGUCUUGCUCUACUCCUUUGACAGAUCAGUUUUUAGUUCUUCUGCCAUUACAUGCACGUGCCACUUAGCUGUUAAGGAAAAUGAUCCUUCUGGUCAAGUGUGUCCCAAUGUACCUCAGUCAAUUACUUUUAAUCUGCACUUUGAACUCAGAAGACACAAAUGGGUUGAGAUUGAUGUGACCUCUUUUCUUCAGCCUCUAAUUGCCUCUAACAAGAGGAGUAUCCAUAUGGCUGUGAAUUUCACUUGUCUGAAAGAUGAUCAACACCACAACUCUAAACAGGGAAAUUCCUUUAACACGGCAUUGGUGCCUCCUUCUCUUUUAUUGUACCUAAAUGACACCAGUGAGCAAGCUUAUCGUAGGUGGAACUCCCUUAGGCAUAGAAGGAAGAAUCCAAUGUGGUCCCGAUGGAGAAAUGAUCCACUUGCAGAUUCCAUGAAAGAAAUGGGAACAGAAAAUAUGCAGAAUAAAAGGGCAUCUCGCCACCGAAGAGAUGAUGUGAAAGAGAACCCAUCUGCUCCAACUUAUAAUUUGAGUGAAUACUUCAAACAAUUCCUGUUUCCCCAAAAUGAAUGUGAGCUUCACAACUUCCGACUAAGUUUUAGCCAACUAAAGUGGGACAAAUGGAUAAUAGCACCACACAGAUACAACCCUCAAUAUUGCAAAGGUGACUGCCCAAGGGUGGUUGGGCAUCGUUAUGGCUCUCCUGUCCAUACAAUGGUACAGAACAUCAUAUAUGAGAAAUUGGACUCCUCUGUUCCAAGGCCUUCUUGCAUUCCUGCUGAAUAUAGUCCCUUGAGUGUCUUGACAAUAGAGCCUGAUGGUUCUAUAGUCUACAAAGAAUAUGAAGAUAUGAUAGCUACUAAAUGUACUUGUCGGUAACAUUUAAACACCACUUUCCUGCUACUUAUUUCAGAAUAUUUUUCCAAUACUCUAAGCCAUCUGUAGUCUUGACCAACUGAAUGUCAUAAGUGUAAGUAACUUCUAUGAAAUAGAUAUGCUAUCAAUUUAGCAUGGAGUCCGUGGCAGGUAUCUGCAUAAUGGCAACACUUAUUUUUGUAGCCCCUUGUAACUAAUUGGAAAUAUGAAAUUAGAAAUUUAAGGAAAUUUUAC
Molecule: messenger RNA, 1626 nt
Organism: Malaclemys terrapin pileata
Lineage: Eukaryota; Metazoa; Chordata; Testudines; Emydidae
Gene: GDF9
Product: growth differentiation factor 9
Exons: 2
Coding region: 1-1395 (464 amino acids)
Biological process (GO): BMP signaling pathway; SMAD protein signal transduction
Cellular component (GO): extracellular region
Molecular function (GO): growth factor activity; cytokine activity
Source: RefSeq, a predicted model, not a curated record